Oxyura jamaicensis (ruddy duck) is the source of this 1024-nucleotide messenger RNA. It is a transcript of the gene GADD45A, whose product is annotated as growth arrest and DNA damage inducible alpha. The coding region runs from base 63 to 362 and encodes 99 amino acids. Gene Ontology annotation, cellular component: cytoplasm; nucleus. Gene Ontology annotation, biological process: regulation of cell cycle. The transcript is spliced from 3 exons. The record is from RefSeq and is a predicted model, not a curated record. Lineage: Eukaryota; Metazoa; Chordata; Aves; Anseriformes; Anatidae.
CCGGGAGCGGCCCCGGGGCUGACGGCGGCGGCGCUCCCCUGCCCUGGUGCCCUGGCCGCACUAUGACUCUGGAGGAGCUGCCUGGCGAGCACCGCGCGGCCGGCAGGAUGGAGCAGGCGGGGGACGCGCUGGAGGAGGUGCUGAGCAAGGCGCUGAGCCAGCGGAGCCUCACCCUGGGCGUCUACGAGGCGGCUAAGCUGCUCAACGUGGGUUUUGUUCCCCGUGUUGACCCAUCUCUCUUUUUCCAGAACCCCCACGCGUCCCAGUGGAAGGACCCGGCGCUGAGUCAGCUCAUGUGCUUCUGCCGGGAGCGACGCUACGCCGACCAGUGGGUGCCGGUCAUCAACCUCCCCGAGCGGUGACGGCGCCGCGCCGGGCUCGGUGGGAUGCUUGCCGUGCUUUCGCACUUAGCUCAGGAAGGAAACUUCCCCCUGCCCUCGCGCGAGGAUGCCGGGGAAGGGGAGGGGGGGGGGAAUAGAGGUUAAAAAAAAAAAAAAAAAUCCAUAAAAAAUAGGAUAAGAAUGUCGAGGGGGUGGACUGGCCUUGAGCCGCGUGGGACGGAGGACGAGCACCGCGGCGGCCGGGAAGCCAAGGGAAGGAGCCUGGGAGCGGCGCGGGAGGAGCCCGGAGCCUGUCCCGGGAGCGAGGACGCCGCCGAACGCCCCUCGAGGUUUCUUAAAGCGCGACUUGCGGGUUCUGGUUCAACUCUCUGAAGAGCUCAAAGGUUAAUCGCCACACUUCACAACCGAUUUUUUUUUUUAAGCGUAUUUUGGGAGGUUGAGUCUCGAGUUUUUAAUGCUAAGCUAUAUAGUAAGUUAUUUUAUGAUAUUGAUUAAAAAAGAAGUUAUUUAUACUCCGCGGUCUCGUCAGACCCCCCUGGAGCAGUUGGUCCUGGCCAACCCCAGCUUUUAACAGGCGGCUGGUGAGAGCAGCCGCCCUCGCCUCGUUGUUUGGAAGUGGAUAUUGCUUUGUUUUGGGGUGGUUUGUUUUUUUUCUUUUUGGAAUAAAGUUGAAACUCGGAGCC